AGCUCACUCUUUUGAAAUAUAUUUCCUAUAGUACGUUUAUUUAUUUUACUUUUAAAAGAUAUAUAUUAUUGCUGUAGAGAGAGGGAGAGAGGCGUAUAGAGAUGAAGGGAGGGACGAAAUGAGAGCAUGCCUUGUCGGCCAUUAGAGCUUCUCAAAGAGGGGGAGAAGAGAUAACAGAGAGUUAAAAGACCACAGCUUGGACCCGUUUCUGCCCACUCCAUUUUCUCUUUCAAUACAUUGAAUCAUUUCUAGGGAGGAGGGGGGUUUGAAAAAGCUUUUUCCUUUCCUUUCUUUAUCUAAUCCUCUCAAUUUCACUGUUCUAGUUUCCACAUCUCCAUUGAAAACCCAGAAAUAAUAUCCCUCUCCCUUUUAUCUGGUCCUUUCCACUCUUAUCUUUUUUCUUGCCUUUUUUACUUCCUUGACCUUUUGGGGGAUUUGUUGAGAGAGAUUGAGAGAGGGGGAAAAGAAAAGAGGGAAUCUUCUUCGGUUUAGCAAAAUCUUCUUUGGCCCUUUGCCUUUUUUGAAUCAUAGAUCCUUCCCCUUCCCUCCCCAACCCCACCAUUUUGAUGCAAAAAGGUGAACUGGGUUUAUCUUGGUUUGCUCUAUUGAUCCAUGUAUUCUUCCACAGGAGUGUCUCAUAUUUCAAGGUAUCUAGGAGUUGCAGAGAAAUGGUGUAGUUGCAGCUGCUGCCUCUGCUGUAUCUUAUUCGGUGACUGAUCCGGUUUUCUGCUUUUUUUUUUGGCUUCUACAGUUCAUGCUACUGUCAAUGCUCAAGCUAAGGGAUAAUAUGGCAGCAAGGUCUGAAUCACGGCAAGUUUUUGAGUCAUGGUUUACAGGACUACUGCUUCUUUCAGCACUGAUGAUUUUUCCCUCGGAGGGAUUGAAUUCUGAAGGACAAUACCUUCUGCAGCUGAAGAAGGACCUUACUGACAAUGGACUGAAUAAUUUGGUGGAUUGGAAUCCGGCUGACCAGACACCCUGCGGUUGGACUGGUGUAAACUGUACUUCGGAUUAUUCUCGUCGUGUCUGGUCUCUUGAUUUGAGUUCAAUGAAUCUCGCUGGAACUCUAAGCUCAACUAUUGGCGGUUUGAUCAACUUGAGCUAUCUCAAUCUCUCUUUCAAUAAGUUGACGGGAGAUAUACCCAAGGCACUUGGUAAUUGUUCUAAGUUACAGUCCCUUGUCCUGAACAACAACCAGUUCAGUGGUCAAAUUCCUGCGGAACUUGGUAACUUAUCUCUUCUUGAACAUUUGAACAUAUGCAACAAUAAGAUUUCUGGAUCUCUUCCAGAGGAGUUUGGGAAGUUGGUCUCAUUGGUAGAGUUUGUGGCUUAUACGAACAACAUUUCCGGUCCACUGCCUCAAUCCAUUGGAAAGCUCAAGAAUUUGCAGACAUUUCGUGCGGGACAGAAUGCCAUUUCUGGUAGCAUUCCGGCUGAAAUAGGUGGUUGCCAGAGUUUGGAGCUGCUCGGUCUUGCUCAAAACGACAUUGGAGGCGAACUGCCAAAGGAAAUUGGAAUGCUCGGCAGCUUAACUGAUUUGAUUCUGUGGGAUAAUCAACUCUCAGGUUUCACGCCGAAGGAGCUUGGCAACUGCACUAGUCUGCAAACACUUGCCUUGUAUGCGAACACUCUGGUCGGACCUAUUCCGGUGGAGCUAACCAAUCUGAAGUUUCUGAAGAAGUUGUAUCUCUACAGAAAUCAGUUGAAUGGAACUGUUCCGAGACAAAUAGGGAAUAUGUCUAUGGUAACAGAAAUUGAUUUCUCCGAGAAUUAUUUGACUGGUGAAAUCCCGGUUGAGCUUGGUCAGAUAAAGGGUCUGAGUCUGCUCUACCUUUUCCAGAACCAGCUCACUGGUGUCAUACCAAAUGAGAUCAGUAGUUUGAGGAACUUGACAAAGCUUGAUCUGUCCAUCAAUAAGCUCACUGGGUCUAUCCCAUAUGGGUUUCAGUACUUGACAGGAAUGAUACAAUUGCAGCUUUUUGACAACUCUCUGAGUGGUAAAAUCCCUCCUGGGCUAGGUCUUUACAGCAGGCUAUGGGUGGUUGAUUUUUCAGCCAAUUAUCUGACUGGAAGAAUUCCUCCGUACAUUUGUCGCCAUUCCAACUUGAUUAUGUUGAAUCUCGAGUCUAAUAGACUUUAUGGCAACAUCCCAUCAGGGUUAUUGACCUGCCAAACACUGGUACAACUUCGGCUUGUUGGAAAUAAGCUUACUGGCAGCUUUCCUUCCGAGCUGUGCAAGUUAGUAAACAUUUCUGCUAUUGAACUAGACCAAAACCGGUUCACCGGUCCACUCCCUCCAGAAGUUGGUAACUGCCAGAAGUUGCAGAGGCUUCAUAUUGCUAACAAUUACUUCACCUCUGAGUUGCCUAGGGAGAUUGGUAAUCUAUCUCAACUUGUGACUUUCAAUGUCUCAUCUAAUUUGCUAAGUGGAAGGAUUCCGCCCGAGAUCGUUAAAUGCAAGAUGCUUCAAAGGCUUGAUCUCAGCCACAACAGUUUUGUUGAUGAUCUGCCUGCCGAGCUGGGGACCUUUAUGCAGUUGGAGCUUCUGAAGCUGUCAGAUAACAAGCUUUCUGGACGGAUUCCUUCUGCAUUAGGAAAUCUCUCCCAUUUGACCGAGUUGCAGAUGGGUGGCAACUCACUUUCAGGAGAUAUUCCACCAGAGUUGGGGUCCUUGUCCAGUUUACAGAUCGCCAUGAAUAUCAGUUACAAUAAUCUGACCGGUGAAAUACCCCCAGAGAUUGGUAAUCUUAUUCUGUUGGAAUUCCUUCUGCUCAACAAUAAUCAUUUAACUGGUGAGAUCCCAAGAACUCUUGAAAGCCUUUCAAGUUUGCUUGGGUGUAACUUCUCGUAUAAUGAUCUCAGUGGACCUGUACCCCCAGUACCUAUUUUCCAAAACAUGGAUCUAACUAGCUUCAUUGGAAACAAAGGGCUAUGCGGUGGACCUCUUGGUUACUGCGGUGGGGAUCCAACUUCUUCUACUGUGGUGCCACCUUUGGUGAAUGCAGAUCGACUUAGAAGUAAAAUUAUCACUCUGGUUGCUGCUGUUGUUGGCGGGGUUUCUCUCAUUCUUAUUGUUGUCAUUCUAUACUUCAUGAGGCGUCCAGUGGAGACGGUUCCUUCAUUACAGGACGAUGAUGUUUCGAUUUCAGAAUCGGAUAUAUACUUUCGUCCGAAAGAGGGAUUUACAUUCCAAGAUUUGGUUGAGGCCACACAUCAUUUCCACGAGAGUUAUGCUGUUGGCAGGGGAGCCUGUGGAACAGUCUAUAAAGCCGUUAUGCAUUCUGGACAAGUCAUUGCUGUGAAGAAGUUGUCGUCUAACAGGGAAGGAAGCAACAUUGAGAACAGUUUCAGGGCGGAAAUUCUGACCCUGGGAAACAUCAGGCACAGGAACAUUGUAAAGCUUUACGGGUUUUGCUACCAUCAGGGCUCCAAUCUGCUUUUGUACGAGUAUAUGACAAAAGGUAGCUUGGGAGAGCUGCUUCAUGGUCCCUCUUGUGACUUGGACUGGCCAACUCGGUUCACCAUUGCUCUUGGAGCUGCUGAAGGUCUUGCUUACUUACACCAUGAUUGCCGACCAAGCAUAAUUCACCGCGACAUAAAAUCCAACAACAUUUUACUUGACGACAAGUUUGAAGCUCAUGUAGGCGAUUUUGGUUUGGCGAAAGUAGUAGACUUGCCUUAUUCGAAAUCAAUGUCAGCGGUUGCAGGAUCUUAUGGGUAUAUUGCACCUGAAUAUGCAUAUACACUGAAGGUCACAGAAAAAUGCGAUAUCUACAGCUACGGAGUGGUUUUGCUGGAGUUACUGACUGGGAGGACCCCUGUACAGCCGCUAGAACAAGGAGGCGAUCUCGUGACGUGGGUGAAACAGUACAUCCGGGGGCAUUCACUUACAUCGGGGGUACUUGAUCGUAGACUCGACCUCGAAGAUCAAAGAAUCAUUGAUCACAUGAUCACUGUCAUGAAAAUCGCUCUCGUCUGCACAAGUAUAUCCCCUUUGGACCGGCCAUCUAUGCGAGAAGUCGUGCUGAUGCUCAUCGAAUCUAACGAGCAACAGGGCAACUUCAUCGCGGUCCCCGAGAACGAUCUUCCUCCGAGACAUGAAGAUGAUGAUGCCCCCUGAACAUUCACCUCUUCCUUACUCCCCCCCAUUAACACAGCCCGGCAACCACAUGUGAGGCGAUCCUCCAUUGCUUGCUGCCAAAGCUCGCAGGUCAAGAACCCGAUUUCCCCGCCGGCUGAGUUGUCGCCGGUACAAUAACUCUGACCCACUGUUUACCCCUAAAAUUAAUUUAAAUUAAUUAAAUGUCGUAUUAAU
Messenger RNA from Linum tenue, 4315 nucleotides. The record is from the annotation of a GenBank genome assembly. NCBI's taxonomy places the organism in Eukaryota, Viridiplantae, Streptophyta, Magnoliopsida, Malpighiales, Linaceae.